UCUUUUUCUCCCAGAUAUCCCCCCUUACAGGCAUGUCCAUGUGAUGAAGUCAUUUCCCUGUUUAAGACCAAUCCUUAAUCACUGCAAUGGAUGAUGACACUCAAACCUUGAAGCCCAGACGGAUCCAGAAUCAAAACGUGGUCUAUCGCCUGGAGAGGCGUAGGAUCUGCUCAGGACGACCAGGAGCUCAUUGGUACAGAGUUCGUUGCUUCCACCAGAACCUCUUCCCCAACUUCACUGUGGUCAAUGUGGAAAAGCCCCCGUGCUUCCUGAGAAAGUUCUCACCAGAUGGACGCUGCUUCAUCGCCUUCUCCUCUGACCAGACUUCUCUGGAGAUAUAUGAAUAUCAAGGCUGCCAGGCUGCUCAGGACCUGUUGAGAGGCCAAGAGGGAGAAACUCUUCUGACAGCCAACGACCAGCGCUCACUCAAUAUCAGGGGCCGCCUCUUUGAGCGCUUCUUCUCUUUGCUCCACGUUACAAAUGUUGCUUCAAACGGAGAACACCUCAACCGGGAGUGUAGCCUUUUCACAGACGACUGCCGCUAUGUCAUUGUUGGGUCAGCUGUGUAUGUCCCAGAGGAGCCACCACCUUAUUUCUUUGAGGUGUAUCGGAAUAACGAAUCUGUUACUCCCAACCCCCGGUCCCCUCUAGAGGACUACUCCCUCCACAUCAUUGACCUCCACACUGGCAGGCUGUGUGACACCAGGUCCUUUAAGUGUGACAAGAUCAUCCUGUCCCACAACCAGGGCCUCUACCUGUAUAGGAACAUCCUGGCUGUGUUGUCAGUCCAGCAGCAGACCAUUCAUGUGUUUCAGGUCACUGCAGAGGGAACAUUUCUAGAUGUGCGGACUAUUGGUCGGUUUUGUUAUGAGGACGACCUGCUGACUCUUUCAGCAGUUUACACCGAGGCUCAGGCUGAAAGUCAGUCAGGCUUCCCUCGCCUGUACACUGACAAAACCAUCAACUCCCUCAAGCACAGGCUGCUGGUCUACCUCUGGAGGAGGGCCGAGCAGGACGGCAGCCCCAUGGCCAAGAGGAGAUUCUUCCAGUUUUUCGAUCAGCUGAGGAGGUUGAGAAUGUGGAAGAUGCAGCUGUUGGAUGAGCAUCAUUUGUUCAUUAAAUACACCAGUGAAGACGUGGUCACACUCAGAGUUACUGACCCCUCCCAGCCGUCUUUCUUUGUUGUGUACAACAUGGUUUCUACAGAGGUGCUGGCCGUUUUUGAGAACACCUCGGACCAGCUGCUGGAGCUAUUUGAGAACUUUUGUGACCUGUUCAGGAAUGCUACGCUGCAUAGUCAGGCUGUCCAGUUCCCCUGCUCUGCUUCAUCCAACAACUACGCACGUCAGGUCCAAAGAAGAUUCAAGGACACCAUAGUAAAUGCAAAGUAUGGCGGGCACACCGAGGCAGUGCGUCGACUGCUGGGUCAGCUGCCUAUCAGUGCCCAGUCCUACAGCAGCAGUCCUUACCUCGAUCUCUCCCUCUUCAGCUAUGAUGACAAGUGGGUUUCAGUGAUGGAGAGGCCAAAGACUUGCGGAGACCAUCCUAUCAGGUUUUAUGCUCGGGACUCUGGCCUGUUGAAGUUUAAGAUCCAGGCUGGCCUGUUGGGACGGCCGGUAAAUCAUGCUGUGCGCCGCCUGGUUGCCUUCACUUUCCACCCUUUUGAACCUUUUGCCAUCUCUGUACAGCGCACCAAUGCAGAGUACGUGGUCAACUUCCACAUGAGGCAUGUAUGUGCAUGACAAGCUUCUGGAUGUGUGUGUUCACUAGCUUGGACACAAAUUGAGGGACUGUUUGGCUUCUGUUAGCAGCUACCAUGACAAUUCAACAGGCAAGUGAAGAGUUUGAUCUGUUGGUUGCCCUCUUCUGCCCCGAGCAAGAUCACAAGUCCUCUUCAUUUUCUUUGUGGAGGCUAGUGGUCCUCUACUCUUUCCUGCUUCAUACACAGUGGUCAAUACACUCCUCCCCCUCAGCGAGACGAGAGAGCAGCAAUUCUGCCUUCUCCCUACUUCUGCACUUCUUCGCCUCCUCUUCCCCCUUCCUCCGCUACAAAGAGGGAUGUAUGGGCAGGGUGGGUGUAGGAGAUGUAGAGAGAGUGCUUGAUGCUUUAUUCAGCUGGACCUCUUACAAGGAGCCAAAGGUGUUUUAUUUUCCUACCAUGCUCGGAAAGCUGCACAUUCAAUCGCUUAUCCAGUCGGUUUAUGGUCAGCUGUCCAUUAAAUGUCUUUUCCUCACAUGGAUAGGGCAAUAAUUUCUUAUCAUUUCUUACAUGUUUUUACACUUUUUUACGUCAUGUAUAUAUUUUAUGCCAAUAAAAUUGUGCAAAUUUGA
Molecule: messenger RNA, 2331 nt
Organism: Labrus mixtus (cuckoo wrasse)
Lineage: Eukaryota; Metazoa; Chordata; Actinopteri; Labriformes; Labridae
Gene: det1
Product: DET1 partner of COP1 E3 ubiquitin ligase
Exons: 8
Coding region: 87-1742 (551 amino acids)
Biological process (GO): protein ubiquitination; positive regulation of proteasomal ubiquitin-dependent protein catabolic process
Cellular component (GO): cullin-RING ubiquitin ligase complex; nucleus
Molecular function (GO): ubiquitin-like ligase-substrate adaptor activity; ubiquitin protein ligase binding
Source: RefSeq, a predicted model, not a curated record